GUUGGUGGGUGCCUGGUCUCCCCUAAUCUGUCUAGCCUCCUGUGUCUGAUCAUUAAGACGAUACAACACCUCAGGACCCUCUCCCAGAGAUGUGGCCAUACACAGGGGUUAUAGUCACGUGAUCGCUAUGUCAGGGCCCCCCUUCCGUUCAGCCUUCUGUCCGUGCAGCUAUCAGUGACACAGCAAACAGCGCAAUUUCGUCCUCCAGUAAAAUGGUCGCUGCAGACUGGCAGCCGAAUCAACCAAUCAGGAGACGGAUGUCUUCAGGAGCUUUGUUCCCAAGUCUUGUACCCGGCUCCCGGGGCUCUGCCAGCAAAUACUUGGUGGAGUUUAGAGCCGGUAAGAUGACGCUGAAGGGCAGCACCGUGACGCCAGACAAGAGAAAAGGACUUGUCUACAUCCAGCAAACUGAUGACUCCCUGAUCCAUUUCUGCUGGAAGGACCGGACAUCGGGGAAUGUGGAGGAUGAUCUGAUUAUAUUUCCCGACGAUUGCGAGUUUAAGAGGGUGGCGCAGUGUACGACUGGCCGCGUCUAUGUGCUGAAGUUCAAAGCCGGCUCAAAGAGACUGUUCUUCUGGAUGCAGGAACCCAAGACUGACAAGGAUGAAGAAUACUGCCGCAAGGUGAACGAGUAUCUCAACAACCCUCCUAUGCCAGGAGCCUUAGGCGGCAGCAGCAGCGGGGGUCACGAGUUGUCCGCUCUGGGAGGAGAAGGCGGCCUGCAAAGCCUCCUGGGAAACAUGAGCCACAACCAACUGAUGCAGCUUAUUGGACCAACUGGGCUGGGGGGACUUGGUGGCCUUGGUGCUCUGACUGGUCCAGGACUGGCUAGUUUGCUCGGCAGUGGAGGACCCACAACAAGCAGCUCAUCCUCCAGCUCCCGCAGCCAGUCAGCAGCUGUAACUCCAUCCUCCACCUCGUCUUCCACACGAACAACAACCACCACCACCCCAGCUGCUCCGGCGACAGUAGUGCCUGCUGCAACCCCCAGCCCUGCCGUGAGCUCUGGCAAUGGAGCCAGCACUGCCACGAGCCCCACAAGGCCCAUCCAGCUAAGCGACUUGCAGAAUAUUCUGGCGACUAUGAAUGUGCCAGCCAAUGCAGAAGGUGGACAAGUGGAUCUGGCCAGCGUCCUCACACCUGAAAUCAUGGCUCCCAUUUUGGCCAAUGCUGAAGUUCAGGAGCGAUUAAUGCCGUACCUUCCGUCUGGAGAGUCUUUGCCGCAGACAGCAGAGGAAAUCCAGAACACGCUCACCUCUCCUCAGUUUCAGCAGGCUCUAAGUAUGUUCAGUGCAGCCCUGGCCUCCUGCCAGCUGGGGCCGCUAAUGAGUCAGUUUGGGUUGCCAGCAGAGGCGGUGGACGCGGCCAACAAAGGAGACAUUGAAGCAUUUGCCAAGGCGAUGCAGAACACAUCUCAGAAGGAGCGUGAGUCAAAGGAGAAGAAAGAGGAGGAGGAAGACAUGAGCUUAGAUUAAUGCCUGCAUGUUAUUUUUCAGCUCCGGGUUGGUCUCGAGUGUUUCGGGCUGGCUUUAUACCCCCACAUGUAUGUCCUUUCAGUGUUUAAUAAACCUUCCUCAGCUGCA
Molecule: messenger RNA, 1583 nt
Organism: Hyla sarda
Lineage: Eukaryota; Metazoa; Chordata; Amphibia; Anura; Hylidae
Gene: ADRM1
Product: ADRM1 26S proteasome ubiquitin receptor
Exons: 10
Coding region: 213-1475 (420 amino acids)
Biological process (GO): ubiquitin-dependent protein catabolic process
Cellular component (GO): cytoplasm; proteasome regulatory particle, lid subcomplex; nucleus
Molecular function (GO): proteasome binding; ubiquitin binding; endopeptidase activator activity
Source: RefSeq, a predicted model, not a curated record